Molecule: messenger RNA, 999 nt
Organism: Sclerotinia borealis F-4128
Lineage: Eukaryota; Fungi; Ascomycota; Leotiomycetes; Helotiales; Sclerotiniaceae
Source: the annotation of a GenBank genome assembly
AUGUCGUACACUCAACAAUAUCAGGGUAUCGGUGGAAAUCCAUAUCAGAAUUCUGGCGCCGCUGAAGCCGGUUAUGGAGGUAAUAAUUCAGCCCAACAAGGACUCUCCCACGAAAUGUCAAAUUACUCCAACACAUCCAACUAUUCCUCCGGUACACCCGGCGCCGCCAUCCCACCCCCCAGCAACAAUAUCCUCACCCAACAAGCCUUCCUCGACCGCGUCGACUUCGCCAAAUCCGAAAUCCGCUCCCUCUCCUCCAACAUCUCUCAAAUCGCCACUCUGCAUCAACGCGCCCUCUCUUCCCCCGAUUCCUCUUCGACCGCUUCCCUCGAGAACCUCGUCACGCAAACCCAGCUCAAAAAUACCCAAAUUCGUGAUCAAAUCAAAUAUUUGGAAGCCGAUGCUCUCAAGACGCAAGAUGGGACUAAGAAUGUCAAGGUCACGCAAGCUAAGAGACUGAAGACGGAAUUUGAGAAUCAGUUGCAGCAGUACAGGGAAGAGGAGUUGAAUUAUAGAAAUGAAUACAGGCGUCAAAUUGGAAGACAAUAUCGUAUUGUUAAUCCUGAAGCUACGGAGGCUGAGGUUGAAGAGGCUAGUCAGAUGGAUUGGGGUUCGGAGGGUGUUUUUCAAACUGCUCUCAAAUCCAAUCGAUCCGGCCAAGCCUCCUCGGUCCUCGGAGCCGUACGCGCCCGUCACAAUGAACUCCAACGCAUCGAAGCUACCCUCACCGACCUCGCCGCCAUGUUCGCCGACAUGGCCCAAAUAGUCGAAGCCCAAGAUCCCGUCGUCGAACAUACAGAACAAAACGCCAUUAAAACCGCCGAUGAUGUCGAUAGAGGAAACACGGAAAUCGACAAGGCGAAUGAGCAUGCGAGACGUAGAAAUAGAUUAAAGUGGUGGUGUUUGUUAGUUACGAUUAUUAUUGUCUUGGCUAUUGCGCUGGGAGUCGGGCUGGGUGUCGGGUUGGCGGUCAAGGGGGCCAAGACUGCUACUAAUUAA